Naegleria lovaniensis is the source of this 1806-nucleotide messenger RNA. RefSeq lists its product as uncharacterized. The record is from RefSeq and is a predicted model, not a curated record. Gene Ontology annotation, cellular component: nucleus. Gene Ontology annotation, biological process: NLS-bearing protein import into nucleus. The coding region runs from base 1 to 1806 and encodes 601 amino acids. Lineage: Eukaryota; Heterolobosea; Eutetramitea; Acrasida; Naegleriidae. Gene Ontology annotation, molecular function: nuclear import signal receptor activity; protein binding. The transcript is spliced from 3 exons.
AUGAGUUUAAUUCCUACUGAAGCUGAGAAUGCUCAAGAAGCAGCCGAGACAGAACAACCGUUGCGCGAAAGUACACACGAUGAAAACAAUAUUGAAGCAGAACAUGACAUGGAAGAAGAUGAAAGUGCUUGUUCCGACGACACUCGUUUGGUAGAUUCACCCAAUCCGCCAAAUGAUGGCCCACUCCAGCAAUUGAUUCGCGUACGAGUAUCAAAACUUCGAGAACGAGAUCAAAGAUUGAAGCAAUUUACAAACAAAGUUCUAGGAAUAUCCAAGAAUAUGAAACGAAGAAAGAAUAUUCCUUCUGUGUGCACUCUUUCUCGUUUGUCAUAUUUUGUGUUACUUCUCGAUCCCGAGUUCAAUGGCAUGGAUGUGAUUUAUGAAGCUGUAAGAAUCAUUAGACGACUACUCUCUGUAGAGGUCAAUCCACCGAUUCAAGAAGUUGUGGAUUCAGGAGCUUGUGUCUACAUGACAAAAUUUCUUUCUCGGUCCUAUCUUGAAAACUAUUUUGAAUUUAUUGAUACGAGCAAUGUGGAUCAUAACGACACAACUCAGACAACCACCGAUAAUAAUACUAAUAAUAACGAAAUGACUACAAAGAAAAGAGCCAAAGUUCCAAUCUUUCGAUUGCAUUCUCUUCAACAUGAAUGUGCUUGGGCAUUGACCAAUGUGGCAAGUGGUACGACGGAACACACUCGAUACAUCAUUUCAUUGAAGUGCAUUGAACGAAUGAUUGAUUUACUGGACAGUGGAAAUUUUGCAGUGGUUGGACAGGCUGUUUGGGCUAUUGGCAAUUUCGCUGGUGAUAGUCCUUAUGCAAGAGAUUUGGCUCUACAGAGAGGAGCCAUUAAAAAAGUUGUUCAAGCAUUGAGGGAUGGAUGGCUUGGCACCUUCGUGUUGAGCGACAUGAAAAAUGCCGCUUGGUGUCUCUCCAAUUUAGUGAGAAUGAAACCCAUUCCACCCACUCGUUAUCUACUUCAAGCACUUCCUGCUUUUAUGAAUUUUAUCUUCCAUAAUAAUGAAGAAAUUUUGACAGAUACUUGCUGGGCACUAAGUUACAUCUCAGAAAGUUUUGAAUGUGUAUCUUUAAUGAAAGAAUCCCCUGAAUUUAUGAAACGACUAGUGGAUCUUUUGACACAAUAUUCAGUAACAUCUGUUGUGAUACCUUCAAUAAGAACAUUUGGAAAUCUACUGCUUGAGGAUGGUAGUGAAGAAAUUGUUUUGAAAUAUGGAUUUCUGGAUCACAUCCUUGCUUUACUGACACACACAAAGAGGGCAAUUCAAAAAGAAACGUUGUGGACUUUAUCAAAUAUUGUUUCUGAAAGUGUUACGUGUUGUGAAAAGAUUAUUUCAGAUCCUGAUAUCUUUCCUAGAGUUUUGGAGUUAUUGUCUACAAAUCAUGAACCUAUUAUCACAGAAGGAUUAUAUGUGAUGAUUAAUUUUUCAGCCACUGCUGAACCCUCUCACAUUGUCAAGUUUGUGGAAAAAGGAUUCUUUACACAACUGUUAGACCUCUAUGGAAAUAUGAUGUCAUUCACCAAGGCGACAAGAAGUCAAUAUAUAGUAGCUCUCUUAUAUCCCAUCAAAAAGUAUCAGCUCGCGAAUGCGGGAGGAACUAAUUUGAUCAUGAUCACAGAAGCUCUCAUGAGGCGUAUGGGAUCGUUAGAAGCUUUUCGGGACGAUGUCAAAGAAUCAAUGUCUGUGUUUGAUCAACCAGAACAUUUUACUGAGGAGGUAAAGGCUCUAACGGCCGAUAAAGAAGUACCUCCAACAUAUGAGCCUAGUAAUGAGGAAUUACAACAGUAA